Closterium sp. NIES-65 is the source of this 1236-nucleotide messenger RNA. NCBI's taxonomy places the organism in Eukaryota, Viridiplantae, Streptophyta, Zygnematophyceae, Desmidiales, Closteriaceae. The record is from the annotation of a GenBank genome assembly.
AUGCGGAUGCUAUUGCCACAGAGCCUCCCCGCGUUCCCCGGAAACAAGCUCCCGCUCCCGUCCGUUACCUCCUUUUCUCCGUUCGCGAGCCCGUCGCAACAACGGCUGGGCGACUCCCCCUGCUCUCUCCCUUUCUCGUUCUCUCUCUUUGCCUCCCUUCCCCUUUCCAUCGCUCAAUCCCCCCUCCCCCAACCCCUUCAACACCCCCGCCCCUCCCCGUAUCUCUCACCCGCCCCUUCCCCCGCCCCUCCCCGUAUCUCUCACCCGCCCCUUCCCCCGCCCCUCACCGUACCUCUCACCCGCCCCUUCCCCCGCCCCUCCCCGUACCUCUCACCCGCCCUCCCCUCGCCCCUCUCCGCUUUCCCCCGCCUCUCCCCCCAGAAUACCAAUCUGGAGCAGUCUGAGGAGCUGGCGUUGCUACAGGCACGGGCAAGGCACCAGGAUGCAUGGAGCUGCAUAAAAGGAACCGUCUCCUCCCUCUACUCCUCCCUCCACUCUUCCCUCCCCCAGCAAUGGCAUUCCUCCACUGCUCCUGCUCCCACACACCCGGUCACCCCCCCUUGCUCUCUCUCCUCCUCCUCCGCCGCCUCCCCCCCAACCCUCUUCCAAGGUCCCCUCCUCGUCUCUCUCGUGGCGUCGCUCUCUCUUGCGCUCCUCCUCUCGCUCCUCUCCUUCCUCCGUCCGAUCUUUCUCCGCUUCCGCGCGUUGCAAGCUGAGAGAGAAGCAGCCACCGCCACUGCCAAUCCCCUCACCCCUUUUGGGGGGUUGGGAAUGGGGGUGGCACAGAGAGGAGGGGUUCAGGGCGGAGGGGGGGUGUUAACAGAUAAGACUGGUGCUGGUGCUGGUAUUGGUGAGGAAGAAAAUGGGAGAGGAGGGAUGGGAGGGGGAGGGGAUGGUGGUGUGGGGGGUCGGCCGGACCUCACACCAGAGGAUGUGGCUCGGGAUUACGAGGAGAUAGUGCGGUGCUACCAUGAGGGCAUGGCAUCGUCCUAUGAGUCCUUUCUGCGCGACAGCGGCCCCAUGUCUGCCGGCCGCUUCCAGCAAGCAUUUCCCCUGGGUCGGCCGGACCUCACGCCGGAGGACGUGGCUCGGGAUUACGAGGAGAUAGUGCGGUGCUACCAUGAGGGCAUGGCAUCGUCCUAUGAGUCCUUUCUGCGCGACAGCGGCGCCAUGUCCGCCGGCCGCUUCCGGGGCGGCAUGCCGCCCAAAUUCAGGCCCAAGCCGAAGCAGCGGUGA